AGGAAUGUCGCGUCGAGCGUGCGACACAAGCGUUGUACGCAACGCCGCGUACGCGAGCGAAACAUUUUCACCGGCUAUCCUUCAUUUUCGCGGCUCACGCGUUAUCACGACCAUCACAACAGUCACGGAUAUCGAACGUUAUCACGAUAAACGCGCGCGCGCGCACACACGCUCGUUUCAAAAUCGAUCGAGCGCACGAAUACUUUCCCCUUUUCUCGUCGUUCGACGCGCACACGUGACCGUUCGAACCUUCGUUCUGUUACUCAAUAGUUACUUCGAACCGGGUGGUAGCCGGUGACAAUGCUAGGUGCAAUGACAUCCGUUCGUCAUUAACCGCUUCCCCAUCUCCCGUGCAACUUUGUACCUUUCGUUUCCGAGGAAGUGACAUCAAAAAAGCUGGACGCACUGCUGCUGGAUCCUAGUUUCGCGAUCGAAACUUUGGAUACUUGGAGGAGGAGGGAGGGGUAGCGGCUCGAUUCGAUCAUCGAACGUCUCUCCGACAAGUAGGAGUGUUUUAAUCGCGUAAAAGUCGUCAGAGGACAAGUUCGCUAAACGCAUUCGGUGACACUUGAUGAAUAAAGAAGCGAAGAAAAACACGUAUGGAGGGAACGGCGCGUAAGGAGAGAGAGAGAGAGAGAGAAAGGACGAAGAGCGCGCAAAGUGUAGGACGCGAAGGGAAAUUUAAACGAGAGAAAAAGGAAGGCGAGAAGAGAGGAGAUAGCUCGAAGGAACGCGAUUAAAAACGUAAGCGAACGUAACUCGAUAACACGGCGAUUAAUAAAUUCCUAUUUCGCGAGAGAAUUAAAAAAAGAAAAAGAAAAGGAGAGGGAGAGAGAGAGAGAGAGAGAGAGAGGGAGAGAGAGAAGAAACGAAGAGGACGGCGCGGAAAAAGAGGAAAGGAUCAGUAUGUACGCGUGGCUAGCGGCGUGGCAAGGCAAAAGUUGUGGCGAGGUAAGUGGAAGCGAAGCGAGGCGAGGCGAGGCGAGUCGAGGCGAAACGAGGCGAGGCGCGAGCGAGCCGAUCUAAAGAGGCAAACGCAGAGAGGAAGGCGAAGAGCGAGGCGUGGCUCUGUCGGAGGAGCGGUACGGCCCUGGGAGGCGGUGGUGAGGCCUCGCGGAGGAGCAGCGACGACGAGGAGGUGCACGGCACGGGCCAGACAAACAGACUGGCACUGGCAUCGCGGGAGUCAGCGGCAGUGGUCACCGCUGGUCACCGAGACGGUCUCUCUCUCUCGAGAAUCGGCCCGCGUUUCGCCAACAUGCGCCCCGUGUCUAUCCUCUGAAUCGCGGAAACGGGCAAAGUGCGCGCUCGGUUAUGUGCUUCGGAAUCGAUCCUCGAUCGCGGUAACCAACCAACCGACCAACUCGACCGGAGAGAGUAUCACUGCCGUGGAAUCGGGCUCGAUCGACCUCGGGAUUAGUUGCCACUGUGUACUUACACCGUGCGCGGAUAAAUUCAUCUUGGCGGGAUAAAAUCGGGAAGAAAAAGUAUCUGUUCGGAUCGACGGUUUUCCAAGGAGGAGGAGGAGGAGGAGGAGGAGGAAAGUUGGUAGCAGCUCGGUCGAGAGAGGAGAGGAGAGAAAAAUCGGGGCGACUAGGAGUGGAGGAGGAGGAGGAGGUGUAGAAGCAAGGGGCGAGGGGGAGAAGUAAAGAGACAAUCGGUGGUAUUCGGGAGAGUGGCGCGUUUCGGUGUAACGGUCGGUGUACGGUAUAACAACAGAGUGUGCGCGGUGUCCUCGAAGGGCGAUCGAUCGAUCGAUCGGCCCGGUCGCAGCCUCGAUCGUCGUCCACGUUGGUGGCUCGAUAGGGACGACGACGACGACGACCACGUCGUCGUCGUGCGAACGCCGACGUAGGAGGAGGAGGAGGGGAAGGUGGUGCUGGUGGAGGUGGUGGUGGAAGCGGGGGGAGGUGGAAUGGUGGCUUCCGGCCGAUCUCGAGCGGAAAGAAGACGCGCCGAGAUGUCGCCGCGCCGUCUCGCGCCCCUGCUGAUCCUCGGCACGAUCCUCGCCGGGCUGACGAGCACCGCCGCCGCGGACAGGAUGAGCGGCCUCUACGUCGACAACGGUUUCGACCAGACCAUCGUCCACAGGGUGGUCAGCCAGCGCGAGAAACGGGAGGUCGAGCACGAGAUAUUGAAUCUUCUUGGAUUGCCGGAUCGGCCGAGGAACACGGCCGGUAGGCCGCCGCAGGUCAAGAGGUCGGCGCCCAAGUUUCUCUUGGACAUAUACAAGAACGCUCUUGGCGAGGACGAGGACGAGAAGCCGAUCGGCGAGCAGCAACGUAGGGCCGGCGAGUUCGACCUCACCGGUCAGGAUCUCAGGGCCAUCGACCAGAGCGACGUCAUCAUGACCUUUGCCGCGCACAAUCAUCACGUUGCCGGAGUGAGGCACGAGCGCGGCAAAAGGCUCUGGUUUGACGUCUCCGAGGUACCACCCGGGGAACACAUAAUCGGUGCAGAGCUCAGGCUCUAUCGCAGCAUGGACGUGAAGAAUCGGAGGAAUCGUGGAUCGUACAUGAUCACGGCCUACCGGGUAUUGAGAACCGAAGACGGAACAAGGGAGUUGCAAUACGUAGACGCAGUGAACACGACGACAGGAAAGGAAGGGUGGUUGACUUUAAAUAUUAGCGAAUCCCUCUCCCAUUGGGUGAAUAAUCCUGAUGGAAACAAGGGAUUAUAUCUGUCGGUACAUCCCGCGGAUCGUUCUGUGCACGAGAUGAGACCGGAAGACAUCGGGAUCCUCGCGUUCAGAGGCGAUCCCGACAAGCAACCAUUCAUGGUUGGUUACUUCAAGAGUUCCGGCAUCAGAGAGUCGAAGGUACGACAGAAACGGGAUGCCAGGAGAAGAAAGAAGAGCGAGUCAUCGAGCCUGGAUUAUCGGAAUAAUCCGUACACCGAUCCCGGUACGCAGUACAACUCGAGGACCUGCAAAAUCCAAACGUUGUACGUCAGCUUCAGGGAUCUGAAGUGGCAGGACUGGAUCAUAGCACCGGACGGAUACGACGCAUAUUAUUGCAGCGGCGAAUGCAAUUUCCCUUUGAACGCCCAUAUGAACGCGACCAAUCACGCGAUCGUCCAAACGUUGGUGCACCUGGUCAGCCCUGGUAAGGUACCAAAGCCUUGCUGCGCCCCUACCAAGCUCUCGCCGAUCUCAGUGCUGUAUUUCCUCGACGAAAGCAACGUUAUACUGAAGAAGUACAAAAACAUGGUCGUGAAGAGCUGCGGUUGCCAUUGAUCGGCACGUGUGCACGAGCUUCCAGUUCAACUGCGAAUCGCGACACCUGAAUCUUGACGGUCUCAAUCGACCGACCGAAUCCGCCGCGAUCCGCCAUUUCCUCAAAUCGCUUUCGAUUCGUCUCUUCUUUUCUUUCUUUCUUUCUUUUCGAUCGAGUCGUGGGGAGGAUACGCAUCGUUCACGCGUUGUGGAAAACGUAAGAAUGGAAAUUUCGGGAAGAUCGUGGAACGCGCAACGAUUCGGGAGGAUCGGUUGGGGGAGCAAUUGAAACGAAACCGCUGAUUCGGCUCGAUUUUCCGUUCGGUCGAAACAGGGAGUAUCUUUGAGCGUCGGUUGUUUGUGCCCACGCGAAAACGACGAAUGCCGAUCGAUGGCCGGUUAACGAGCGCCGCAAGAAAAUCAUCGGUCGUCUGGUGCCAAAUUCUCGACUAGUAGAUAGUGUAAUUUCUCGAAACGAGUGCUUCCGUACUAACGAUCGUUAAUAAUAAUAAUAAUAAUAAUAAUAAUAAUAAUAAUAAUAAUAAUAAUAAUAAUAAUCUCGUCGCUGGCAAAGGUGAAUGUUCGAAUACGUUUGGGAAACGAUCGAUCGACGAAUACGUGCAAUUCCGACACCAGAUCUUUAUCCGGUUUUAGUGGAUAUCGUUGUAAUAUACAUACGUAACAAUCAUAAUUUUUAUUCGAUUUACUUCGAAUCCUUUCUUCCUUUCUUCUUCUUCUUCUUCUUCUUCUUCUUCUUACUUUUUUUUUUUUUUUAAUGGACUUAAAUAUCUCAUCCAACGUUCAAACGUUCGGUCGGAUUAAUAUAAUCGUGUAACACGAUUAUUAUUAAUUUAAUGACUCGAACAUUCUGAGAAGAAAAAAGAAAAGAAAAAAAAAAGAGAGAGAGGGAAAGAGAAGUUUCCACUUGGUCUAUCGUAUCAUCGUAUCUUGGCGAAGAAAAAAAAACACAACACACUUGUAUCCGCGUUUUCGAAAGUAUUUAUGCACGUAAACCGGCAUAAAGAGCAAAAAAGAUAUCACUUUUUCUUGUAAUUAGAUUUAUUUAUGUUUGUAAGUAAUGAUCGCGUCUGAUCGAGCGAAUAAGAGCAUCCGUGUUUAAUAGUCGUGUAUGUACAGGCUGUUUCAUAAGAUGAAACGAAUCCACCAAGUGAGAGAGAUUCUUCGCAAAAAAAAAAAAAAAAGAAAAAAGAAAGAAAGAAUCGAAUCGAUUCUCGAUUUACUUAACGGAAAUCGAAUCGAUCGAGAAUCUAAUUCCAUCGUACGAAACGUAGUCUACAGAGUAGUCGGGUAAUUGUCACCUUGAUUUUUUUUUUUUUCUUUUUAAGCUACGAAGGACGAAGAAGAAUUUAUAUAUAGCGAAUACUGCGUGGUACAAAAGUGUAUGGUACCAAGUAUUACGGUAUGAUAAUACCUAGUUUUUACUCGUUAUUUAUUAGGAAGAGAGAAAAGAUUUUUUUUAAAAGAGAUGUUAGAAGAUUUUAUUAAUCGUCGUAAAAUAUUUUAACGCGUUGAUUAACCGAUAAAUCCGCAACAGUUUAUAUUACUUUUAAAGUAAUGAUUUUACAUUCGUAUAUUUCCUUUUAAUUUCCUAUCCCAUCUACGUGAUAAACACUAUGUGUGGUAUUUAUCACGUGAGAUAUAUAAAAUACAUAAAAUGUUGAAAUUGAAUGGUAUUGGAAUUAAAGGGAAUCCAAUUCGAAUCUAAUCAAAACUGUUGUGAUAAAAAUAAUAACGAUAAUUGCAGACAAUCAAGUUCUCAGUCAAUUAAAUUAAUUUAAUACCGAUUAUACGAUCGAAUCUUUUCCACUGUAUAAUUAUUGUAAAUUAAAUCUUUUUCUCCAGCUUCUUCCUCGUUCCGGGGAACGUUGAUUCUCUGUAACGAAAAUUUUAUUUGCUUAUGAAAGGAAAGAUUCAUCGAUGAUCAAAUAUUUUUUUUUUACUUUAUUAAAGUAAAAAUAAAAAUAAUAAUUAUUGGAGAAAAAAGAAAAUAUUUCGAUAUAAAUAAUAUAUGUAAUGGUGUAUUAAUAACGUAACGCACAAUGUAAGCAAAUAAAAUAAUAUUAAAGAAGAAUCCAAGUAAAGCGAUGUUAUAGAGGAUUAAGAUGGCGACAGUUACCGAACCACCCUGUAUAUACUUGCACACCCAUGUAACUCAACUUUCUAUGUACAUGUAUGUAGAGUGUAAAUGUAUUUAUAUAUACGUAUAUAGAAAGUGGAAGAGUCUUUUAUUUUGUAAUGUCGCGAACUUCUAUCUAAUGUGCGAAAGGCAAUCAAAUUUUUGAAUAAAAAUAUCGCAAAUACAAACAUAUUUUUCAACCGGAGCGAAAUAUCACGUGCAAUGAGAAUUUAUUUUAAUUAACGUGUCCACUGCCGAACGAAUUUUUUUUUUCUUUAUCUGUGCGUUGUGUGUGCCAACAUAUUGUCGAAAUAUUUCAAAAAAUUUCCUAUUUGUUAAUUCGCCAUACACAUUGUGUGCACAUCGUAAAAUCCCGUCUUAAUCCCGAUUAAAAUUCAUAAUUAAGCGCAGUGAACGUGUUAAAUCGAACGAAUAGUUUUUUCCGCCCACUCUUACGUUUUCCUUUUUUUUUUUUGUAUAAAUUUCCAUUUUUUACAAGCUCGUAAGAAACAUAGGAGAAUUAUAGUCAUACUUAAUCGACACACGCGUGAGAUUAAAAGUUUUAAAUUAUUCCGACGCGAAACUCGAUUGUGCUGCCACCGCUGCUCGAGAAAUAUGUGUCAGCGUUGUUUAAAAAGCGAUUAACGAGCGUUUAACCGUGUGAAUGGGAAUGAAGAAGCAUAGUCCAUUUUAGCUCGUGGGAUGCGUGAAUGCCUUUGUGAAUGCGAUCACAAAUCAAUCGAUGAAUAUAAUAGUCUGUGGUAUCAUUAACACAAUUUUUGUAAUGACAAUGUAAAUAUAUCGUUGUAAAUACGUUCUAUAAUACAUACUACAUAUAAUGUGUACAAUG
Molecule: messenger RNA, 6201 nt
Organism: Apis cerana (Asiatic honeybee)
Lineage: Eukaryota; Metazoa; Arthropoda; Insecta; Hymenoptera; Apidae
Gene: gbb
Product: glass bottom boat
Cellular component (GO): extracellular region
Molecular function (GO): cytokine activity; growth factor activity
Source: RefSeq, a predicted model, not a curated record